AUGCUGUCAUGCAUGAGCAUUAUGGAGGAACUCGGACAACAGCAUGAAGAAGCAAAUGGGUGGACAAUGCUCAGCCAAGCGGAAGAAGCACUACAAAAGGCAAACAGCAAACCUUACCUGAUCCAUUGUUGGGGAUGCAAUGAGGAAGGCCACAACUUCCAAGAGUACCCACACAAAGAGGACUCCCAAGUCCUAAAACGGUUCUAUGAAAAACUGGACAAGUGGAAACAACAAAAGAACGAAGAACGCAAUCAAAUUAGAAAUAAUAAUUCCCAUUAUAGAGGAGGAGGAUAUAUGACCCAAGCAAUCUGCGACACAGUUCGAGCCAUCGAGGAUCCACAGGCGGAAUCGGAGGAGAGGACAAAACUGUUGGUGAAUCCCGUCGAAGCGGUCAUGACCCACACUUCCACAGCAGCAGCAAGGAAAAGACCAAAACGAGCCGCAACCCAGCCGGCACUAUCAUUCGUCACCUUUGGAAGCUUUGCGGCCAUGGAACAAGCCCACUAG
Molecule: messenger RNA, 507 nt
Organism: Cylindrotheca closterium
Lineage: Eukaryota; Bacillariophyta; Bacillariophyceae; Bacillariales; Bacillariaceae
Source: the annotation of a GenBank genome assembly